Molecule: messenger RNA, 2796 nt
Organism: Sabethes cyaneus
Lineage: Eukaryota; Metazoa; Arthropoda; Insecta; Diptera; Culicidae
Gene: GABA-B-R1
Product: gamma-aminobutyric acid type B receptor subunit 1
Exons: 15
Coding region: 1-2796 (931 amino acids)
Biological process (GO): G protein-coupled receptor signaling pathway; gamma-aminobutyric acid signaling pathway
Cellular component (GO): membrane; G protein-coupled receptor heterodimeric complex
Molecular function (GO): G protein-coupled GABA receptor activity
Source: RefSeq, a predicted model, not a curated record
AUGAAUGAUAUAGAUGCUGGUAUGGCUGGUUAUGUCAGCGCGUCAUCGUGUAUCUGCUCGGUGUUCAUUGACGCCGGAGACAGCAAAAGAUGCAUGCCGUCACCGAUGGUGGUGGACCGUUGCUUCAUGUUUGGAUUUGUGGCGAGGAUUAGAAUGGAUCCAAUUUGCUGGAUUGUGGAUAUGUUGUUGAAUAUCUUUGUGAAUGUAUCUUUUCUAGUGUUGAUGUUAAAUAUAAAUGUCGUAAGUGGAUACAACCAGUUACAUAUCGGUGGAAUUUUUCCUAUUAACGGAAAAGGAGGCUGGCAAGGCGGUCAGGCAUGUAUGCCUGCUGCCAAGCUGGCUCUGCAGGAUGUCAAUGAGAAAGAAGAUCUGUUGCCUGGAUUUAACCUGACGCUGCACAGCAAUGAUAGUGAGUGUGAGCCCGGUCUUGGAGCCAGCGUUAUGUACAAUCUCCUGUACAAUGCUCCCCAGAAGCUGAUGCUUCUAGCAGGUUGCAGUACUGUAUGUACGACAGUUGCCGAAGCAGCGAAAAUGUGGAACCUAGUUGUGCUAUGUUACGGCGCAUCUAGUCCUGCCUUAUCAGAUAGAAGUAGAUUUCCUACAUUAUUUAGAACACAUCCAUCUGCCACUGUACAUAAUCCAACUAGAAUUAAACUAAUGCAGAAAUUUGGAUGGUCGCGUGUAGCGAUCCUUCAGCAAGCCGAAGAAGUGUUCAUAUCGACCGUCGAGGAUUUAGAGACUCGGUGUAAGGAAGCCGGCAUCGAGAUAGUGACAAGACAAUCAUUCCUUUCCGAUCCAACCGAUGCGGUGAGAAACCUCCGGAGACAAGAUGCCCGUGUCAUCGUCGGACUAUUUUACGUAGUCGCAGCCAGGCGGGUCCUGUGCGAAAUGUACAAACAGCAGCUUUACGGCAGAGCGUACGUGUGGUUUUUUAUCGGAUGGUACGAAGACAAUUGGUACGAAGUAAAUCUCAGGAACGAAAACAUUUCUUGCAGCAAAGAACAAAUGAGAAUUGCAGCACAGGGUCAUUUGACAACUGAAGCUCUCAUGUGGAAUCAAAACAAUCAGAAAACCAUCUCAGGAAUGUCAUCAGAAGACUUUCGAAAACGCUUAAACGACGCUCUGAUUGAGGAAGGAUACGAUAUCAGUCACAAUCGGUAUCCUGAGGGUUACCAAGAAGCGCCACUUGCCUACGAUGCUGUGUGGAGCGUGGCCUUAGCAUUUAAUAAGACUAUGCAAAAACUGAAAGAAAUAAACAUAGGAAAAAAUCUGAAAGAUUUUACCUACACCGAUAAGGAAAUAGCCAACACCAUUUAUGCGGCGAUGAACUCAACGCAAUUCCUCGGUGUAUCGGGAUGGGUUGCAUUCAGUUCCCAAGGUGACCGUAUUGCUUUGACGCAGAUCGAGCAGAUGAUAGAUGGCCAGUAUUACAAAUUAGGGUAUUAUGACACCCAAGCGGAUAAUCUUACCUGGUUCAACAUGGAAAAAUGGGAUGGUAGUAAGGUACCUCAAGACAGGACGAUUGUGCGGCGUGUAUUGAGGACCGUUUCAUUGCCACUGUUUAUCUGCAUGAGCACUGUCUCUAGCUGUGGUAUCGUUGUGGCAAUCGGGCUUAUCGUGUUUAACAUAUGGCAUCGGCACCGAAGAGUCAUACAAUCGUCACAUCCUGUAUGCAACACUAUUAUGCUGUUCGGCGUUAUCACCUGUCUAGUUUCAGUGAUAUUGCUUGGAAUUGAUGGACAAUUUGUUACUGCUGAGAACUAUCCUAAGAUAUGUCAAGCUCGAGCAUGGAUUUUAUCUACAGGGUUUACACUAGCUUACGGAGCAAUGUUCAGCAAAGUGUGGCGGGUGCAUCGAUUCACAACGAAAACAAAAACCGACCCCAAAAAAAAAGUUGAACCGUGGAAGCUCUACACGAUGGUAUCCGGUUUGUUAACAGUGGAUUUGGUAAUUCUGCUGACCUGGCAAAUUCAAGAUCCCUUACAGCGACGACUCGAAACGUUUCCCCUAGAGGAUCCUAUAUCCUCUAACGACGAUGUGAAAAUACGACCGGAGCUUGAGCAUUGCGAAAGCCACAACAACUCGGUCUGGCUUGGUGUUAUUUACGGCUUCAAAGGACUGAUACUGGUGUUCGGACUGUUCCUGGCUUAUGAAACUCGAUCGCUUAAGGUGAAGCAGAUCAACGACUCGCGAUAUGUUGGAAUGAGUAUUUAUAAUGUGGUGGUGCUUUGUUUGAUCACCGCGCCAGUUGCUAUGGUAAUCGCGUCGCAACAGGAUGCCUCUUUCGCAUUUGUCGCCCUCGCCGUUAUAUUUUGCUGUUUCCUCAGCAUGUUGCUCAUAUUUGUGCCAAAGGUAAUCGAAGUAUUACGACAUCCGAAGGAUAAAGCAGAAUCGAAAUUCAGCAACGAAAUCGGUAUCUCAAAGGAAGAUGAGGAACGAUACCAAAAGCUUGUAUCGGAAAACGAUGAUCUUCAGAAACUAAUAACUCAGAAAGAGGAUAAAAUUCGAAUACUAAAACAACGAUUAGCAGAAAAGGAAUCGUCAGCUAAAACCGGACAGACACAUUUCGGAGAUUCCCAUGCUGCAAACAAUGCUCAAUUAAACAACAACAAUCAAAUAAUGGUGACGGCGUCGGCGGGUGUCACACAAGGUAAGAAAUCAAUGGUGCUCUCGAUACAAGCCGAUCAUGCGACUACCUCGGACUUCGACAGUGCCAUUGGUGGUGGCUUGUCAAUAAACACACGUUCAUCGAAGACUAGUCAGUCAGAUAACGAUUUUUCAGAAAGUUACCUGUAG